UGCCGUCCAGCAGCAGUGCGACUGAUGCGUGCGUCGCGGUGUUCGAAGGAUUGCUGCAUUCGGAUAUAUAUAUAGUGCGUACACACACAUACAUGUAUAUGCACCUUACCGCGGCAAGGCUUCGCUUUGCUACUGCGACAGUGCGACGGCGUUUCGUCUUGCCGUGUUAUCUGGUUUUUUGUGUCGCGGUGUAGCGUCUUUUGUAGAUAAUAUGCCGGAGAACGGCGGCAGUGCGCCGCGCGUAAGUGUGUCGCCGGCGGCGCGCGUGGGUACGACGCCGCCGCCGGCACACUACCUGCACGAACUGCCGGCCCACGCCGAGGAACGACUUGGACGACUGUUCCAGAGCCUCGACCUCGACGGCAACGGUCGUAUUGACGUGCAUGACCUAUCUCAUGCGCUGCGCGAGGCCGGCGUACACUCCCAGUAUGCCCAGAAAUUCCUGGCUAGAUCAGAUAGUACUAAAAGUGGCGAUAUUAGUUUGGCCGAGUUUCUACACUAUAUUCGCGAACAUGAAAAAAAUUUGCGACUACAAUUCUCUAAUCUCGAUAAAAAUAGAGAUGGUAGUAUAGAUUUAGAAGAAUUAAUAAGAGCCUUUAAGGACCUGGGAAUAGAAAUUGCGCAAGAGGAAGCGACAAAGUUAUUACAACGCAUGGAUCAAGAUGGAAGUCUUAAGAUCAGCUACGAUGAAUGGCGAGAUUUUCUUCUUUAUGCACCGAGUACUAAUUUGCUCGACAUUAUUGAAUACUGGCAUCAUACUACAAUCGCGAGUAAAGUUCACACUGUGAAAUGCGUAACGGCCACCGACUUUGAUCAUCGUCAUCACGCGGAUAUUUGCCUUGAUGACGCGUGCACGUUCUCUGACGUCAGGGAGGCACGAGCAGAAAUGAGAGGAAAGAGGAAGAACAGACUUGCAGACAUGCGUUCCCCAUUUUGGUGGGGCGAUAUCUGCCUUCGGAUUUCCCUCGUGCUCGCUUUCCUCGUUAGUCUUGCAAUUGGACUCCGAGCGUUCGUAGCUCGUCUUUUCUCUCUUCAAAGAAAGACUGCUCAGGAUCGUCUUAUUGGAACAAGACACGCUUUUCUUCGCUCACGUUGGCUAUUAAGUAGUUAUUAAAUCGUUUAUCAGUGAUUUUUCUAUUUUAAAGCCGCCAAAUUACUUCAUAUAAUUUUCGUAGACUGCGGAGUCUGCGAUCGAAAGAUAAAAAAGCAAAAGAAAAAUUUCCAAGAAUUUGCGUAACCUCGAUCAGUGUAAGUUUCUCGCUGGCUAGAAAGUCCGAAAGUUCUGGAAAGUGCAUACCUCUCAUACUGUGAAUGUAACGGACUACACACCGCAUGAUUUAAGAGUAAACGUGAUUUUUAGUGACCACACAUAACUUUGGAAUUCAUAUACCAUUAAAUAUAUAUAAAUAAUAAAAUUAAAGAAGAAUAUAUUAAAAAUCGGAAGAAGAAAACUAAAUAAAUUAUAUGUGCGUGAAGUGAAAUAAAAAAUACAAUCAAACGAUAGAAUAAAUCAGAGGAUUACAGAAAGCAUCUUUCCGAGGAACAAAAAGAAGAAAAUAACUAAAGGAAAAUAGAUAAAUUGGCAGAAUAGUUGAAUGGAAUAGAACAUGAAAGCAAAGUAGGUAGAGAAAAGAGCGGAUAAAAAGGACAAACGAAGAAUAUAAUAAAAGAAAAGAACGACAAACAAAUAGAAAAAUAUAAAAAAGGACAAACUCUAUCGUGUUUGUGUGUGUAAGAGUGACUUCUCUCAGAGUGAGCGAGCAACGCGGCAGAUUUCACGCGGCGGGAGCGUGUGUGCAACCACGUGUCUUACGAUUACAGCUGAUUAAUCGCAGCAUGUAUGUCCUGAAGAAGCCAAGAUUUCUUCAUCGUGACAGCACCCCACCCGCAUGUCAAGUAUGUGAAGAAUUUCUGCGGGGCUACCAUGAACUUUUACAACGGGUAAGUAGAACGUCGAGAAUGUCGUCAAGGAGCCAAUUAAAUCCCAAGGUUACUCAGGUAUUAGUUCUCUAUAGGAAAAAAAGAAAGUGUACGGUAGGCAAAUGGAAUGAGAAAGUAAAAGUAACCUUGAAAUGAAAAUUUCUGGAACUUUCUUUUAAAAAUUCGUUAGAAUUUAGAAGGCGUUCUUUACCAAGUGCACUUUUCUUGAACUAUAAAUUGCUUGGUUGAUUUUGAAACUUUUUAAUUUCUUUUAAUCAAUAUGUUGAAAUGUAUUUGCAACUUUUGAGUCAUAAACGAUUACAAAUAA
Molecule: messenger RNA, 2248 nt
Organism: Linepithema humile (Argentine ant)
Lineage: Eukaryota; Metazoa; Arthropoda; Insecta; Hymenoptera; Formicidae
Source: RefSeq, a predicted model, not a curated record